AUGCCCGGUUUUGCCAUGGAGCGUACUAAUGCCACUAAUAGAGCAUCGGAUUUCGACAUAGAAUGCGAGACAGACUCAGCAGAACCGCAUAAAAAAUCUCACUCGAAUGGUCUCACGAAGAGGCAGCGAUCGCCUACCCACGAACAACCGCGGCAGCGCGAUGGUCCCACAGUGUCGCUGGAUGGACUGCCUCCUGAGCUCGCCCAUAUUACCAUCGGAUUCUUCCCUUUCUCGCAGCUUAUCAGCCGAGUUACGCAGCAAACAUGGAAUACGUUGAACGAACUGCUUGUUGACUUAGGGAGUGCUCACGCGACACAGGAUAAUGCGCCGGCGCAAUUAGCCUUAGCUAAAAAUACGAUGGGCGGAAGAGGGCGCGCGGACCAAGCGGCGGAAGAUACUUUGAAGAAGAUUCGUAUUCUAGAUUUCGCACAGUCAAGGCGGGCAGAAUUCAUUAAACUGCUUGUACUUUCACAGUGGGGUCGGCAAGCGAGUGAAGUCAGCAGGCUCAUUGACAUUCAUGCAUUCGUUCGCCAUCGAUAUACAUCCUAUGCGAUAGCGCUACAACGGAUUGGAGAUAUGAAGCAUGAUCUUGUCGGAGCCCAGUUUGCGAACCCUGACCUAGAAAUUGCUCUGGACGUUCUAUCUGGGGAAGAAAAUGGCACGAGCUCAACGCUCAAGUUCUUCUCACCAGAUGUGUUAACCCCUCAUGCGAUGCUAGCAACUCUUCGGAGAAUUAAUAAAUUAAUUAACAUGCGCCUGACGCUCUUCGAACACGUUCCAAAUAUUUUUUCGAAUUACUUAGUUCAUGAUGGAAGAGUGACGUUCACUGUCCCUACUGAGUUUGAAAUUGAUCUAUCCGUCGCAUUUGAAGCCCAUACAGCCCAGUUUUUUUUGGUGGAUAUUAGAUUUUUAUUCUCACCCUCGUCAAACCCGAAAAAAAGACUGCGUACGCUCCUGGACCAAAAGGUCAAUACCACUUUGAUGAACUCCGGGCUCAUUGGGUGUUUCAACUUAUUGCAUAACAUUGUGUUAACGCACAAAAUCACCAUUCUUUUCAGGCAAGCCGUAGAGCUUGCCCGCAACUCCUGGGCUGAGAAUUUACGCGUGGAAUUGCUCCGUCGUACACUGGUUGUACAAUACUGGACUAAACAAGCUGGAAAAAAGAGUUGGAUUGAAAUUGGGGUUCGAAAAGGAUCUAGCUACGAUACUCCCGGCAAUACCUCGGAUUCAUCCUUGCAUGUUCGCUGGAUGCGUGAUAACCAAGAAGUUGACGGAAGUAAAAUACAAUUCAAUUUGGAGUCACUUAAUAUGGAGUCAAUACUUCUAAGCGUCAUAUCUUUGCAUAUUACUCACAUACUUCGCCUUGCCUUCGAUAGUGUUCGCGAGAGCCGCUUGUAUCGCUUGGGUGAACUUUAUAUAGGAAUGUACGGUUCAUCCAGGAGCCCUGGUUACCUACAAAUGCAACUCACACAGGCGAACCACUUGAAGGUAAUGAUGGACGCGAUAUCCGGCAACGUCGUCCUGCGAAUAGUGCCGUUAACUUUAAGUCGAUAUGACAGUGAUCUAAAAUCAGAUAAAGGGGUUGCUGAUAGUCUCGUUGGACGAGUUUCUAGAAUUCGCUGUCUAACCGCCCUAGAGGAAGUUGAGCGUCAAGCAAAGAUCGUUGGAUGGAUGCCCUUUAACAUGAGACGUAUCCAUCCAGAGCACCUUAGGCGCGUCUUCUCGCCGCAAGCCCUCCGCUCCAUGCUUUUUUUUCGCCACAAAUCCUGGGAGUUGCCGCUUCUCAUUGCUUUCACCAGCACCAUGGAUGGGGACACCUGGUGGAUUGUGAGCCUUCACGUUCAACAUGCUUCUACUGUCCCCAGCCAUACGGGGUUGCUGGAAUUGGCGAGCGCCAAAGCUAUUUCCGGUUGGUUUAGUACCUCGUCCAGGCCAUUAAACAAUGCUCACUUUCAAAAUCUCGCUACCGCUCUCUCCGGUAUGAUUAUGCUUCAAUCGAGCGUUGAUUUUCUUGAUUCUUUCGAUGGGAUUCGUUAUUUUCCAGCCGCCAAAAAUUUGGCAAUACAACCCUAUCUGCGUGUACCAAGCAUGUACCUCCGUUUCGGUGAUGGUGCGUUCCGAUCCCACCUUUAUCUUACGACCAUGAGUCCAAAACGGUCUCCCAUAGGUGAAACGUUUAGGAUAUCAUUCAAAGGGAUCGAGCAGCAUUCUGGUUAUGCUAUCAUGGUCAUUUUCGGCCAGCUGAAGACGGCCGCCGCCGACAUGGCUAAACUAUAUGCGAAUAUGCCAGGGGACGUAACAUUCCAGCCGGGCGGACGUCGUUUCGCCAUAAUGUUGCGCGUUCCAGUCGGAGCUCCUAUUAUCCCGUCCUUUCUUGAGAAGCUACAAGAAAUCAGCGACACUGUUGCUACGAUUGAAUUGAUGAAAGAUCAAGGGUUCGACUCUUUUUCUCUUGGCCCUUCUCGAUUAAAUUUCAUUUACCCUGACGACAAAGAACUUCGCGGCAGCAUCAAGUUCUCGUACGAACGCAAUAACGCUCAACAUUUGCCUGAAAAGACCUCAACACAGGCAAGUUUGAUGCGGCGACCUCAAAUGGGCAUCGACUUUAAUAUCCGAAAUCCACAUUAUCGUAUCAGGGAGUCUCUCUCUGCCACCCUGAAUCUCAACCAAGGUGGUCUGAGAUUAACCACUGAACUGCUCACACUAACGUUACCCGUAUUGCGUGCACUAGAGAAAAUUUGCUCCGAGUCAGGUGAAAAUAAUCCGCGGUGUUUUUGGACGCAAUUCGCGGCACGAAGCGCAAAACAGUAUCAAAUCCGUUACCCAUACCUCAGAUAUCAUUUCUAUCUUAGUGUUAACCAACGAAGGGGCCAUGUUAUUUGGAUCCUGCAAAAUUGCACGCCGACAGUUGUGAAGUCAGAUCAUACCGCUUUGGAACUUCGUUUGAAAGAUAAAAUCUACACUUGCCAGGGCACAGGAUGGAGAGGCAUCAAUCAGGGCGGCAUCGCACAUGCAGAGAAUGCCUGCGAUCUCAUUUUUAAUAUUCACUACUUAAUUAAAGCCUACAUCUCGCAAAUAUCGCAGACAAGCUUACGCGAUAGCCCUAAGCUUAAUUCCGCGGCAGACAAUCAACCCGAAAAGAGUAUAUCCAAUGCGAAACCACACAUCCCACAACCUCAGACUUCUUCCCAGCGGAAUAAUGUGAUCACCAUAGACUAA
Messenger RNA from Ophidiomyces ophidiicola, 3219 nucleotides. It is a transcript of the gene RGR1, whose product is annotated as mediator complex subunit. Gene Ontology annotation, molecular function: transcription coregulator activity. Gene Ontology annotation, biological process: regulation of transcription by RNA polymerase II. Lineage: Eukaryota; Fungi; Ascomycota; Eurotiomycetes; Onygenales; Onygenaceae. The coding region runs from base 1 to 3219 and encodes 1072 amino acids. The record is from RefSeq and is a predicted model, not a curated record. Gene Ontology annotation, cellular component: core mediator complex; mediator complex. The transcript has 2 exons.